This is a messenger RNA of Penaeus monodon (black tiger shrimp), 2682 nucleotides long. RefSeq lists its product as uncharacterized. The record is from RefSeq and is a predicted model, not a curated record. Bases 772 to 2682 code for a protein of 636 amino acids. The transcript is spliced from 3 exons. Lineage: Eukaryota; Metazoa; Arthropoda; Malacostraca; Decapoda; Penaeidae.
UUAUCCUGUUACGGACGAAACUGCGUCUUGUCAGGCGAUCGCUCUGCAGGCAAUUGGCGUCGGGAUUAAAAUAUUCCUUGAUCGGUAAAUGUUUAUGGCGACUAGACCACGAGGCAAGGAUUACGGUGCACGAAUAAGAUAAAAUUUCGAACUUGUUCAUUAUGGCUAGGAAAAUGUCUUUGAAUGAAUGGGGAUUAAGAAGAACACAAGAGAAUGCCAAAUGAUAAGUGGAUAGGAGCUGUGUACAUGCCUGUGUCAGAUGGACUACACUCUUGACAGCGUAUCUAAAUCAAGUUCUCGUUACAAAUAAAUGCCUCUGAUCAAAGCAUUGAUUCCCUAACCAAAGUAAAUAGUCUAUAACAGGGAAAAGAAAGACAAUACACACACCACUCAACCUGUUUUUGUUUCAUCCUAGAACAAUGUGAAAAAUUACGAUACACUGUUUACGUCUUGGCACACUCUAACUGGAGCUCACGCGUGCGCACUCUCAUUGACGUAAGAGCUUCCGUGUUAGUGUCCUUGCUGCUGUGCCGGGAAUUGGCCGGAUCUCAGUCGUCGACGAAGACUUUCUGCUCGCCGUGGGGGAAAAGGAACAUCGACGGGUGCUUGUUUUCUGUUUAAUUCCCUUUCUUUUGGUACUGCUGGUACUCUGGUUUAAUUGAGUGGUGGAUAAGAAGCCAUAACGGAAUUGGAGAUAUUUACAAGGUGAUAGUACAGAUUGAUUUAAAAUGUGAUGUGAUUUAGAGGGUGUUUCAUUACUUCUAUGGAUAGAUGAUCAUUUUGCUUUCGCCAGUACUGUUUUUGAGAGACCGAUGCCAACUUCCAUGCGGUUCAUUGCUAUCGGUCGACAACAUGAGACAAAUCCACAACAUUGUUUUGCUUGUUACUUGGAGUUACUUGUUUGGUGGUCAGAAGGCUCAUGGGCACGUCCCCGCCCGCUACCGCUCACCAAGCAAAACUCACACUGUAGCGCGACCCUCCCUGAUUAACGAGACGGAACAAGAGACUUUCGUAAUGCACAUCAGCAUCACAGAGGUGUCGACACUCAGUGAUGAGGACGAGCGAGCGAGGGGUGGUGCUCCUCCUCGGGCCAAGAGGGGGACCUGCAACGCCGACGUAGUUGUCCCUCCAAACAGGUCAAGGUUCAUCACGACGGGGAGCAAGUCGAGGGUGACUCUCUACUUCCAUCCCACUGAGGACUUCCGAUAUCUGUCUGUGAUCUUGAAGCUGAGUAAUAUCUUGGACUCACCCAAGAUCCAGGUGUCGUUUCCCUCGUCCCACCUGUGCGCGAGCGACUUCUCACGCUGGCACGAACUGACCGUCGAUGCGUUUGAGCUCGACGUCAGGAACGAGGUUGACAAGUGGGCCGUGAGAGCGUCCGUGGGUUCCUGUUCACUUAUCAAGGCUUCCCCCUACUGGUAUAGCCUGAGUACGUUUAAGGAUUUGAAGGUCGUGGCCACCGGUGCUUCGUCGUGGAGACACUCCGCUCCUGGAGAGAACUGCCGCUUCACGACUACGACCGCCGUUCCGUCAACCACCCCUGCAACCACUACCUCUCCCACGACCGAAAAAGCCAAAACCACGACCUCGAAGGCGACCGCUACCUCUUUUCCCUUUCGCCAGAACCCCAAGCACUACCUCGCCAGCGGCUUCGAAACUGCACACAAUCACAACAACACAAACCGCAACGACUACCUCUCAAACGACUGCCAAGUCCACGACCCACAAAACGACUACUACCUCCCCGAUGACUGCCAAACCCACGACCCAGAAAACGACUCCUACCUCCCCAACCACUGCCAAACCCACGACCCGCAGAUCGAAUACUACCUCUCCAACAACAGCAAAAGCCACCACCACAACCGCAAUGCGAUGCCAAACCCCUGCUCUCCCCCAGGCCGACGAAUCCACGCCCCCCACGCCCUCCACCACAACUCCAGCAACGACCACAACUACCUCCACCGCAGUGCAAUUAGGCCAAAGUACAGCCGGCGGUCGCGAAAAGCCGGAGGACCUGAACCACAGCCGGAAAGACACGACAGACGACGUGGCUCUCAUAAACCCCGACCUCGCCGUCAUUCUGUGUGUCGUCGUCGCACUGGUCGUCGUCCUCGGCGUCGUCUGCGUCCUCGUAAAGCACGCGUCGAGUCUUCGGUCAGCAUGGCGACCGAAGGGACCGCCCCCUCCGCCUCCGGAUUACCACGCCCACAACGCCGCCGUCGUGAACGUGGGUCUGCGCGAUCUGCCGUCAGACCGAGAGUCGGGGCAGGGCAGCGAGCACAGCGGCGGCAGCCAGCGCCUUCCCUUAAGCGAGAACGGAGGCCUCGUCCGGGAAACACACACGUGCCUCGUCUGCUGCCCCUCCCGCCUCGGCCCCGCGGCUGCUGCUCUGCCCCCGCAGCCGGAGCGCUCCGGCCUGCAUGCACUGGUUUAGGAUCCUUUAUUCCACCCGUCCACAAGAACGGCGUUCCCCUAACCAACAACUUUAAAGCGAAACAGACCGUGCAUUUAAGGCAAUUGAGGACCCUGCUUCCAUGCCCUAAUUUGAAGGCAAUUUACCAAUACGAAGAGUUUCAAAGGAGAUUCCAUCACCUUAACGUCAUGAAAAGACAACAAGUGAAUGGACGAGUUCAAAAAGAAGGCGGCGACUUAGUGGUGCAAUAUGCCCAUCUUGUCGAUUAA